Molecule: messenger RNA, 1393 nt
Organism: Didymella exigua CBS 183.55
Lineage: Eukaryota; Fungi; Ascomycota; Dothideomycetes; Pleosporales; Didymellaceae
Exons: 1
Coding region: 300-983 (227 amino acids)
Source: RefSeq, a predicted model, not a curated record
CUGCCAUCCACACCACGCCCAGCUGCGGACUCAAGACUCGAUAAACAUAUAUUGGAUUGAUCCCUCCCACACCAUGGAUCUUCCAGACCAACCCUCACUAUCAGUUUGACAUCCAAUUCCAGGCUCUGGACCUCCACACACCAACAAGCAACUCAGUCACGCUCUUUCUGAGAGUGACUUCCAUCAACGCCUCUCUGUCUCCUCUCAGCAUCAACGUCACAACGGCUCCCCGGCUACGUUCCAUUCUGAAGAACUCGAACGCCACCACGAUGCCUUCAGUCUCACGACACACACACACCAUGCCUGCCGUCAUCCACCCCAAGACCGUCUCUUCGGAGAAGAGGCGAUCUGUUGGAUUCAUGAAUGAUCCUGUCGAGUCUUUCUCGCGCCCAGUAAAUAACACUGAGAGCUGGGCACUGUACAAUUUCGAGAUGCACGCUCGCAAGUGUGCUUACUGCCAUGAUCCCUACGAGGUCCAUCGCAAGCAUCAGCAGCUUUGCGAACAUGGACAUCGCCUAGCCCAAGAAGUAGCCUCCUACAUCUAUACCAAGGAGGGGAAGACUUUUUCCAUGAAGGAAGAGGACAACAAGAUCGUCCAAAUCGAGAUCCCUGCCGGUCAUGUAGAAGUCAGCGGCCUUCUGAGGGCCAUCGAGCGCAGCUUCCGUCACAGGUCACGCCACCCAUUUGUCUCCAUGGAUCGAAGCUACCACGUUGCUCCUCGCACACCCACAACCCUUCCUGUCCGACAGAAGUCGGUAAAGGUCGAGCACGAGAAGCCAAAGACCAAGUCCUCUCGACCGCGCUCCGGCGAGGUUGUUGACUGGCCAGACAAGGUCGAGAUUAAUAACUUCAGCUCUCAUCGUGGCUCGCUGUAUGACGAGGAUCUGGCGAGAAAGCGACGCAGCGCAAAGUACAAUGUCGAAGUUCGCGAGCCCUCCGCUCGUGACCUGCGCGAGCACCGCCUGUCUGGCUACUACCGCUGAACGAUCACAUGAACGUAUGACACACGCUACAGCUGAACCCUGACGCACGUUUGGUACGCCGACGACACACGAACACCUACUACGGCAACGGUGAUCUGCACAGCAACGCCCGCUACAAGCUCCGCACAAAUCCGCAACGACCACUGCACAUGCACAAUGCGAUUAUAAUUCUGCCUUGCGUUCAUGAUAAGCUUUGCUGCUAUUUGGAACACGUGGUUUGGCGCAAGAACAUAGUUUACCCUGAAAACGGAUAACAAAGGCAUUGCGCGCACAUGGUACACUCCACCUUUGAGGUGUUGAGGGGAGGAUUGGAUAACGAAGGAUGAUGUAAGAAGGCAACAAGGCAAGAAGGCGAUCUAGUCUAGGGGAGGAUUACGAACAUACUUCUGAAUUUGAAGACUAGCACUUUA